This is a messenger RNA of Dichomitus squalens LYAD-421 SS1, 249 nucleotides long. RefSeq lists its product as uncharacterized. The transcript has a single exon. Lineage: Eukaryota; Fungi; Basidiomycota; Agaricomycetes; Polyporales; Polyporaceae. The record is from RefSeq and is a predicted model, not a curated record. The annotation marks the transcript as partial.
GUGCAGAGCGACCUUGAGAGGGCCAUUGCGUUGCUUCACGAUUGUGGCUUCGUGUUUGGUGACCUUCACGCAGCGAACGUGAUUGUCGUCAUCCCGCCGCCUGGAUUGCAGGAGGAAGUGCGUGGCUGCCUCAUCAAUUUUUACUGGGCUGGAGCCGAUGGAGUCGCCAGGUUUCCUACAUGGCUCGACCCGGCCAUCGAGUGGCCCGCGAGGGAUCUUAGAUAUGGACUGCUCAAGAAGCAGCAUGAU